AACUCGGGUAAUUAGGCUGAGUUAUAAUAGUAAUUUUAAAGGAUGGAUCCCGACGCUUUCACCGCCGGUUUGUUCAGGUGGGACACCCGAGGGGCCUCCGCUGUUCCCCCUCCGCCCACCCGCCUUUUUGACCCACCCAGUAUUGUUUUAUCACCUCUUCCUGCUCCUCCCGUUACUGCAGCUGCUCCUCCUCCGCCCCCUCAUCAGGUAUCGACGAUGGGGGCAGGGGCGUACUCGGUGGGGGUGCGACAGCGGGAUCAGGUUGGGGUUGGGGGACUGGAGGAGUUGUUCCAGGCAUAUGGCAUCAGGUACUACACGGCGGCCAAGAUCGGGGAGAUGGGGUUUACGCCGAGCACUCUGCUAGACAUGAGAGAGGAAGAGCUGGACGACAUGAUGACCAGUCUCUCCCACAUCUUCCGCUGGGACCUCCUCGUCGGCGAGCGCUAUGGUAUCAAAGCUGCCGUCAGAGCCGAGCGCCGACGACUACUCGCUGCCGUCGACCCCACCACCAACAAUCACCCCAACCAUAAUAAUAUUAAUAACAACAUUGUAGCUCUCGACGCACUCUCGCAGGAAGGGCUGUCGGAGGAACCGGUGCAACAAGGAAGAGAAGCAGCGGGGAGCGGCGGCGGAGGGGUGGUGGUGGGAGGUGGGGGAGAGAGAAUGAGAAUGCAGCGGCAAAUGAAGCAGCAGGGUGGUAGCAGGAGUAAUAGUAAUUAUCAUGAUUGUCAGAGGAGGAGGAGAAAUGCAUCAUCAUAUGAGGAUGAGGAUGAAGAAGAAGAAGCAGAUGACGAUGAUAAGGAGGGGGAAGAAGACGAUGACGACGACAUUAUCAUAAACAAUAAUAAUCAUAAUAUGAAUGGGGGAGGAAGAGGAGGGAGCAUGCAUGUGAGGGGGAUGAUAUCGAUGAGGAUGAUGAGAGAGCAUGGGAACAGCAUAAGCAGUGGUGGGGGUGGGAAGAGGGAUGAGAAUCAAGAAGAUGAGCAUGAAUAUCAGAGGCAGAGGGAGCAUCCGUUCAUAGUGACAGAGCCAGGGGAGGUGGCGCGUGGGAAAAAGAACGGCCUCGACUACCUCUUCCACCUCUACGAAGAGUGCCGCCGCUUCUUGAUCCAAGUUCAGACCAUUUCUAAGCAACGCGGGGAAAAAUCCCCCUCCAAGGUAACGAACCAAGUGUUCAGGUACGCGAAGGAGGCAGGGGCCAGCUACAUAAACAAGCCCAAGAUGAGGCACUACGUCCACUGCUAUGCACUCCACUGCCUGGAUGAGGAUGCCUCCAAUGCGCUGCGCCGCAGUUUCAAGGAGAGAGGUGAGAACGUGGGUGCCUGGAGACAGGCCUGCUACAAGCCCCUCGUCUCUAUUGCUGCCCGCCAGGCCCGCUGGGACAUUGACUCCAUUUUUGAGUCCCACCCCCGCCUCUCCAUUUGGUAUGUACCCACCAAGCUCCGCCAGCUUUGCCAUGCUGAGCGCAGUGCUGCAACUGCCACCGCCUCUGCCACUGCCUCCAACACACAUCACCACCUCCCUUUCUAGCAAGCUUUUCCAUAACAGGCCCUUCCAUCUGUAUCCCAGAUAAAAAUUGAGAAUGCAUGUGACAAACAACUAGCUUAUUGU
Malania oleifera is the source of this 1611-nucleotide messenger RNA. RefSeq names its product protein ALF. NCBI's taxonomy places the organism in Eukaryota, Viridiplantae, Streptophyta, Magnoliopsida, Santalales, Ximeniaceae. The record is from RefSeq and is a predicted model, not a curated record. Gene Ontology annotation, biological process: regulation of DNA-templated transcription. Gene Ontology annotation, molecular function: DNA binding. The transcript is spliced from 3 exons. The coding region runs from base 43 to 1530 and encodes 495 amino acids.